AUGGCUCCAAGCAAAGUCCAAGAAGUUGAAACGCCUUUCACCACCGCCGCCGUCGCUUUAGAUAUCGAAUUUUGGCAGUCAUACAGUACUGGUCAUCCCAAUCCAACGGAGAACUUCUUCAAGCUUACUAACGGCUACUACCUGAGUCACAGGAAUCCUUUGACUGGCGUUGCACAUGACGUUGGGACCAGGCCUGGCAACAUUGCUUCUCGACUAGCACCAUACUUCCACCGUGUUGUUGGCUCCGAUGUAAAUGAGGGUGAUUUGACUGCUGCUCCAGCCAUUCUCCGUAAGGAAUAUCUUCAGCAGAUACUUUCACUUCCAGAGGCAGCAAUCCCAGAGGAAGUUGGAAAAGGAAAGACUGAUCUUAUCGUUGUCAGCGAGUGCAUGCCGCUUCUCGAUGCUACCAAGGCACUAAAGUCUUUCCAUACUAUGCUCCGCCCAGGAGGUAGCCUCGCUAUCUACUUCUAUAGACGAUCAAUUUUCACUAGCGAGAAAGCUUCCACUUUGGACGUCAUAUACGAUCGUAUUGCUACCCGAAUCUGUACCUUCCUUCUUCCAUUCAAGGGCAUCCCUGGUUUCACCUUCCAUUCGCGAGCUGCCGAGGCCAUGUUCAGCUGGCUGGAUAGUAUCGCAUUUCUUUUGAUGGAAUGGGAAAGUACCGAGAGGCGUAAGUGGAACAACAACAUCAUCCCCUUGUUGUUUAAUAGCAAGGAGGGUUAUGACUUUGAAUUUGAGCGCGUAGAUCGGAGGGGAGAGGGCGAAGUAACAACAGAGAUGAUUGACCGAGGCCUCUGGGCAGAGGAGUGAGACGCUGAGCGAGUGGCAUGAUAUUUGAACUCGGUUUAUCCAGGCUACCGUAAGCGGGCAGGUGAUUGAUAUGGUGAGAUCGAG
Lindgomyces ingoldianus is the source of this 894-nucleotide messenger RNA. RefSeq lists its product as uncharacterized. The transcript has 2 exons. Gene Ontology annotation, molecular function: S-adenosylmethionine-dependent methyltransferase activity. Bases 1 to 810 code for a protein of 269 amino acids. NCBI's taxonomy places the organism in Eukaryota, Fungi, Ascomycota, Dothideomycetes, Pleosporales, Lindgomycetaceae. The record is from RefSeq and is a predicted model, not a curated record.